UGGAGGGACGGGCGGGGAGAGGUGAAAAGAGGUGAGGAGAUCAAGGGCUGCGCAUCCGUGCUGGAGGUGUUGCAAGAGGAGAGCUUUCAACACCCCCCCAGAAACAUCAGCCCACAGACUCCAAGCUCAGGAUUAAACCCACCGAGGAGGGGACAGAACCAUGUUCCAGGCCUCGGAAGCCGCCAGCACAACCCCAUCUCACGAGGCAAAGAGCAACUCAGGAGGCAGCACGGUGCAGCGCUCCAAGUCCUUCAGCCUGAAGGCCCAAGUGAAGGAGAUGUGCACAGCCUGCCAGAAAACCGUCUACCCCAUGGAGCGGCUGGUGGCGGAUAAAUUUGUCUUCCACAACUCCUGCUUCUGCUGCAAGCACUGCCAUGCCAAGCUCAGCCUGGGCAGCUACGCGGCACUCCACGGGGAAUUCUACUGCAAGCCCCACUUCCAGCAGCUCUUCAAGAGUAAAGGCAACUACGACGAGGGCUUUGGGCGCAAGCAGCACAAGGAGCUGUGGGUGCACAAGGAAGUGGAGAGCGGGACCAAGUCGGCAUGAGCAGGGCACGGCCCACCCUUCCCUGGAGCCCAGCAGACAGCACGGAGCAGUGCUGAGCCAGCGCUGACUGAGCUGAUGUAAAGCAAAGGGGACCCAAGCAGUAGGGAAGGGGAGGCAGCUCAGCUUUUCCUGGGGCCUCUGAGGAGUCCUACAGAUGGUAAGGAUGGAGCAGAGGUGAGCGGGGUGCAGCCCCCAGACCCAGAGCCCUCUCUCCCUGAUGAGAUCAGACCAGAAGCGCUUGCCCCCUAUGAAAUCCCAGCCCUGUGCACACAUUCCAGGCCUGCUGCCGUGGGAAAGGAGAUCCGAGGGCUUUGAGAGCCCCAACCCAGCCUAUAAGUCAGAGCAGAGCUCCUGGUACCAAUCCUGCCUUGCUGGGGCUCUGAAUAAGGAUGGUCUUUGGUUUACAUCAGCUCAGUUCAGUUGGGAUUGUUCAGCCUUAAGGAUGUUGCCCUGCGACUGUUUAACAGUGUCUGUCUUUUUUAUAUUUGCCUUCCAUUGGUACGUUCUGCGCUGGAGCCGAGUGCAGCUCCAUGCGUGACACCUCUUUUAUUUUUGUAAUACAAGGUUUCCAAGCCUUC
Molecule: messenger RNA, 1125 nt
Organism: Centrocercus urophasianus (Greater sage-grouse)
Lineage: Eukaryota; Metazoa; Chordata; Aves; Galliformes; Phasianidae
Gene: LIMD2
Product: LIM domain containing 2
Exons: 5
Coding region: 161-547 (128 amino acids)
Biological process (GO): actin filament bundle assembly
Cellular component (GO): plasma membrane; actin cytoskeleton
Molecular function (GO): actin filament binding
Source: RefSeq, a predicted model, not a curated record